This is a messenger RNA of Funneliformis geosporum, 1803 nucleotides long. The record is from the annotation of a GenBank genome assembly. Lineage: Eukaryota; Fungi; Glomeromycota; Glomeromycetes; Glomerales; Glomeraceae.
AUGAUUCAACGUAAUAUUAUCAAAACGGACGCUAAUAAAGUCGAAUUACAACAAAAAAAGCAAGCGAAACAACAAAACAAGAAUAAAAAGGAUACCAACAUUAGCAUUAAGAAACUGACGAAGAUACGCAAGGACCUUGAAAAGGCGAUAAACAAGGAUGAUGAACGAACUAUUAAACAAUUAUAUUUUGAAAGCAAAAAGUUAUACUACAUACAUCAUAAUGAGAUUAAUUUAAUGGGUGGGGGAAAUAAUAUAAUGAGUUCACUCAUCAAGGUUGAAAAAUCAGAUAUAGCGAUUUCAUUAUUAAAGUACAUUGAUAAAAAUAAGAUCAUAAUUGAUCUAAUUCACGCAUUUAUUGAGUUAUUAGAGAAUAAUGAUUAUAAGAGGUCACAAUCGUUAUGGGGUUUGAUAAAAUUUUAUCAUAGUAGUUGCUUUGAUGAUAAUUAUUUGUUAGAGAUGUUGAAAUUAUUUAUGAAGAAGAAAGCAAAGUUAAUCAUUCCAUUUUUACGAGGAAUGUUAUCGGCUGGGUUUAUACCGACGGAUGAUUUUAUUGCCGUUAUUUUGAACGUUUACGAUGAUAGGGUGUUUGAAAUUUAUAAUUUACUCAAAUUGAAUGGAAUUAAAUUUAGCAAUGAUAUUUAUCAAAAUUUAUUGAUAUCACAACAAAGGAAGCGAGAUAUUAAUUAUUUAAACUUUUUUUAUAGAGACAUGUUGGUUUUAGACCAAAAGAGAAAACUUGAUCAACGUGAAAAAGAGAGUUUGAAAUUGAUUGAGAAUGCUUUUAAAGAAAGAAAACCCGUCGAAGCAAUAAAAUCUUUUUAUGAAAUUGAAUCGGAGGGUAUACAAUCGCAUCCAAUUAUUCUUUUUGAAUUAUUCAAAGGAUUAUUUGAAGUUUGUCGAGAAUAUAGUUUCAAAUUCAAAAAAUUAGAUGAAUCUAGUAUCUUUUCAGUUUAUAAAUUAUUAAUGCGUAAAAAGAUUAAAAUUAAUUCGGAUAUAGGAUAUUAUUUGAUGGUAGGAUUUCUUUGGAAUGAUCAAUUGAAUUAUGCGGAAAAAGUCUUGACAGAUAUGAUAAAUGAAAAAAUCAUUCCACCCGCUUAUACAUUUAUUCCUUUGGUAAAUUCAUAUUUGAAUAAAGAGAUGGUAGAUAAAGUAGAAAAAAUCAUGGGAUUUAUCAAACCGAUGUAUGACACAGAUUAUAUCUAUCUUCUGAAUCGUUUAUUAGAUCAUUAUAAUAAAAAAGGGGAUAAAGUUGGAAUAUCAAGAUGGAUAAACGAACUUAUCAACGCACCGAUUAAAGACGGGACAGGAUACGUGAAUUGCACUGUGUUGUUGCGUUCUUAUGGAGAGUUGGGCAGAUUAUCUGAUGUUACAAAUUUAUGGGAGGAAAUGAAUAAAAAAUAUUCUGGAAAAGAACUUUCCCCAUCCAUAUCAGUUUUAUUGGAUCAAAUUGGAUUCAUUGGAAAUAUUAUCAUGUUAAAAGAUCAUUGGGACGAAAUCUCAACUAAUCCUGAAAAAUAUUUAUUAAAUUUAAAUCAUUAUAAUUCUUACAUUGAAGCUUUAUGUCGAUUUAAAGCCUUUGAUGAAGCUAUUAAAGUAUUUACACUGGAAUUGGAAUUAAAUGGUUUUAAACCUGAAAUAAAAACUAUUCUUACUUUAUUACAACCUCUUAUAGCUUAUAAAAAAUUUAAUGAAGGAGAAAAUGUUUUAUCAUUUGUUAAAACUAAAUGGCCUGAUUUGCAUGUAGAAUUCGUUCGAUUUAUUAUAACGAAUCCGGAUAGGAUAUCUAUAUCUAUUGAACCAUGA